AUGAAACCGCCGAAGUUCCAGGGAGGUAUAGAGCCGAUGAAAGCAGAAGCAUGGAUUCUUGACAUGGAGAAAAUGUUCGAGGUUUUUCCCAGCACCGACGUUCAGAAGGUGUCACUAGCAGCAUUCACAUUGGAAGACGACGCCCGUAGAUGUGUUCGAGAUCGCAAGACUACAGAAUUUCAGAUGUUGACACAGGGAAGCAAGACAGUGGCAGAGUAUGAUCGUCCGUUCACUGAGUUGGCAAGGUAUGCACCUCACAUGGUCGGCAGCGAAUACAUGAAAGCUAGGAAGUUUGAGAGUGGACUUCGAGGGCCAAUACAAGAUCAAGUUAAUUUUCUUAACAUGCCAACGUAUGCUGGAGUGUUGGAUAAAGCCAUCCUUGCGAAAGCCAACCUGAACAGAAUUCAAAGUUCGAGGAAAAAUCAGAGGAAGAGGCAGACCUAUGACAAUCGCGAAAAAGAAGCAGACCCGAAUGACGCCGAGGAGAAGACAAGGGAGGAUAGUCCCAACAACGCGAAUCAGGAAGGUGGAACCUGGCCGACAUGUGCAACUUGCGGGAAGCGACAUUUUGGGGUUUGUCUUCGGACAACUGGAGCAUGUUUCGAAUGCGGUGAGAUGAGUCAUCGCAUUAAGGAUUGUCCCAAGAUAAAAGCUAGAGGUGACAAGAAGAUAAGAUCUCCAGACUUCACUUCCUGA
Camellia sinensis is the source of this 696-nucleotide messenger RNA. NCBI's taxonomy places the organism in Eukaryota, Viridiplantae, Streptophyta, Magnoliopsida, Ericales, Theaceae. The record is from RefSeq and is a predicted model, not a curated record.